Messenger RNA from Nerophis ophidion (straightnose pipefish), 2819 nucleotides. RefSeq names its product meiosis-specific nuclear structural 1 (gene mns1). Gene Ontology annotation, cellular component: motile cilium. Lineage: Eukaryota; Metazoa; Chordata; Actinopteri; Syngnathiformes; Syngnathidae. Gene Ontology annotation, biological process: cilium organization. The record is from RefSeq and is a predicted model, not a curated record. The coding region runs from base 191 to 1738 and encodes 515 amino acids. The transcript has 10 exons.
ACCUUCGGCGGUUCCCAUGGAAACAAAGACUCAAAAACAUUUGCCAAACGUCGUCAACACGCUUUAAAGGACUUUAAAGCUCUUUACUGACACGGUAGUUUAGCGCGGUGAAAAGAAAGGGCAGAAGAGUUGUGUUUAAAAUCGCCGUGUAUGUAGAUAUAAAGUUGAUUGUACAUAAAAACGUGUAAAAAUGAAUCGAGGCAAAAUAAUUAUCAGUAAGAAGUUAGGCUUGAACAAGCCGGACAACGCUGCAAAAACGUGUCUGAAUCAUAGCCUGAGCAGGAGUCAACAGUACAAGAUGGUGGCGCACCGACGCGCCCAAGAAGAGCACAAGCAGCUGGAGGCCUCGCGGGUGGACCGGGACAGGCAGAUGGUGGCCGCCAUGAAGGAGGAGGAGAACGUCGACAGUAAGAGGUUCCUACGACAGGUGCAGGAGGAGCAGAAAGAGAGGCAGAUAGAGAGCGUCAUGAUACAGGCCCAUACUGAGAGAAUAUUAAGAACAAAGCAACUUGAACAAGAGGAAAGACUCGCCAAAGAACUGGCCCGUAUCAACCAAGAACGGCAAAGAGAAGAAAAAAUGAGGCAGUACAUUAGAGAGAACAGCAUUGAGCUACGAGAAUUAGAGUCCAAGUUGAAACUGGCUUACGUGAACAAGGAGCGAGCUGCUCAGAUGGCAGAGCAGGAAGCUAUAAAGACUGAGAAUAUGCGCCAAAAUGCGGAACUUGACAGUAAAAUGCAGAGCGACCGUGAGCAGGCCGCCAUUGAAGUGCAGAUUAUGGAGCAAAAAAAACUAGAGGAGCAGCUUGAAUAUCAGCGAGAGCUGAGCCUACAGCUCGUGGAGCGAGAGCGUAAGAGACAAGUGGCGUAUGAGGACUUCUUAAAGGAGAAGCUCAUGGUGGAUGAGAUAGUCCGCAAGAUUUACCAAGAGGAUCAAAUGCAGCAACAGAUGAAACUGGAGAGGGUGCGAGCCACCCAGCAGCACAUCGAGGAGUUCCAGAGGCAGCAGGCUGAGUGGCGGCGCUUGGAGAAAGAAAGGAUGGAGGAGGAGAACAGACGCAUCAAGGAGUUUGCCAGUAAUCAGCAGAAGUCGGCAGAGGACAGGAUGGCCAAGAUCAGAGAGCGGGAAGAAGCAUUACAACAUCUGAGAGACACGCUUGCAGAGCAAAUUAAAGAGGAGAACCAACAGCGAGAAGAGAUGGAGAAGGUCCGCGAGGAGCUUUGUUUAGAAGAACAAGAAGAGAUGUAUAGGAGGCAAGAAAUUGAAGAGAUGGAGAAAAAUAUCAGGCAGAAGUUGAUGAUGCAGAGGACCUGCCAGGAACAAUUGGCUAUGAAGGAGAUGCGUCGACUGGCAGAAAAAGAGGAAGAAGAGGCUUUCCGCAAAACGAUGAUGGAUAAGUUUGCGGAGGACGACCGCAUAGAGCAGAUGAACGCCAAAAAACGACGCAUGAGGCAACUGGAGCACAGGCGUGAGGUGGAGAAACUGAUAGAGAGCAGACGGCAACAGCUGGAGGCCGACAAGGAACUGAAGGCCAAAGAAGCUGCGAUGGAGGAGGAGAGGCAGGCGUUCUGCAGACAGGUCAUAGAAGAUGAGAGGCAACGACUUCUCAAACGUCACGCUACACAACUUCUUGGACAUUUCCCGAAGGGUUUGCUUCGUGAAGAGGACCUGCAGCACUUCGAUGAAGAAUUCAGAAAUAACUUCAAGAUACGUCAGGCCGAUAACUCAGAAAAUGAUUGAUUUUUGAAGCUUUUAUUUUAAGUUUCAGACGUUACAAACUUUUUAUGGCUGAAUGAUGGCAAUCCUUUCAUGACCAACUCAGGGUACACAUGUAUUACCUGAUGCCAUCCUACAGGAAAGCUAGAAUUGUCGUGCAAUUGCAAUCUAUACAGCCACAGCAAUAAAAAUAUUGUUAAAAAUAAUCUAGUGCCAGUCAAAACAACAUUUUUUAAUGAUGAGAUUUAUUGAUCAGGACAUACUGCAAAAAAGAGCUGUCAAAAUACAAGAUUAAAAAGACUAAAUUUUAGGAAAAAAAAUACUAAAACCUUGUGUAAUUAACUAGUCGAAUGGACAGAUAAUUUUACUUGAUAAGACAUUCUUAAUUAAUAUUUUAUAGAAAUUAGCAAUAAUUUUCAAGCAUUAUUCAACUAGCAACUCUUAAUUCCAGUAUACUCGAAGUGUUGCAGAAUCUUUAAAACAUUUUCAAUGUGGGGGACCAAAAUACCUUAUUUCAAUGGUUAUUAUUAUAGUUAUUAUAAUUUUUUUUUCAUUCUGUUUUUAUUAACAUAGACAAAAGAAAUAAGUAAAUAAGCUCUAAAGUUUACAAUCUUGGCAAGUGGCAAAUAAUUUGCACUGUACCAAGACUUAAAUGUAAUGUAUGUAGAAUGUGUUGGGCAGUCUAGAAGGCUGAAGAAGGUGGCGGUUUAAGAGAUACUGCCCACUAAAACAUAGACUAUUGCAGUGUCCCACACUCCUUUAUUAUGAGGCCAGCGUAUUACACCAAAAUGGAAACAGUCCACAAGUAUUUAGGUCUUGCCCCAAUCCAAGGCUUUCAUGAACUCCUCCUCUGUGAAGGACAGCAGCUUGGCAGCUUCCAAAUGCAUCUGCACACGAAUAUACCAUACUCAACUUUUAAGCUUUUUUUUUGCCAGAGUAGAAAAACUCACCUUUUGUCUUUUGAGAACAUCAAUCAGCUUGAAUUGUUUCUUCAAUCCGAUGAUGAGCUCUGUUUUCUGCCUUUUUAGCAGUUUGUUUUCUGCUAGUAGAUUUUCACGGUUCUGAUGCUCCUCGUUUGUCUUGUCCUUGAUUUAUGAGAAAUAAA